UUGUGGUGACGUGUGACGUAGAUUUCUUCCGUACCGGCAGUGCUUUGUGUUUUUAUUUGUGCAUAUCUCUAUCAAGAAUACAACACGUAUUGCAUAAAUCUAUGUGCAGCAACUCGAUUGCCUGAAUUACAAUGGCCCUGUCGAGGCGAAACAUACUAUCGUGCACAGUGCUACUUAGUGUUUUGUUGAUAACCGUGUUGGGACAUAGCCACUCACAUUCACAUGAUGAAUCCCCUGCUUUCAAAUAUUCUAAAACUGCAAAUGAGAAGAUAAAAGCAGAGCAGACGAAGCCUCCAGUGGACCAGUACGACUUGUACGUGAAAGCCUUGAGUUCAACCCUUUUCAUAAGCAUACUUCCCUUCUUCAUACUAUUUUUCAUUCCUAUUGAUGGAAGCGUCGAAAAGCAGCCUCUGCUCAAAAUUCUAUUGUCGUUCGCAUCAGGAGGUCUACUAGGAGAUGCUUUCCUCCAUUUAAUACCCCAUGCGCUGAUGUCAAGUUCCGGAGAGCAUGGGCACAGUCACAGCCACUCUCACUCACAUGGAGCUGGGGAGGAGGCUCAUGAGCCGCACGACGUCACGGUGGGGCUCGGCGUGCUCGGCGGCAUCAUCGCCUUCCUCGUCGUCGAGAAAACUGUACGACUAUUUGAUGGUGGACACGGCCAUUCCCACAGCGGAGACAAGAAGAAGUCUGACGACAAAUUGAAGAAGAAAGGCAAAGACAAAAAACAAGAGAUUCAAAUAGCUGGAUACUUGAACUUGGCAGCUGAUUUCACACACAACUUCACAGAUGGUCUUGCUAUCGGGGCAUCAUUUAUUGCUGGACAAAAUAUUGGAUAUAUCACCACAGUAACUAUUUUGUUGCAUGAGAUACCUCAUGAAAUUGGAGAUUUUGCCAUUCUAGUGAAGUCUGGCUGCUCUCGUGGAAAAGCAAUGAUGCUUCAGCUAGUCACUGCCUUUGGAGCUUUCUCUGGGACAUUUAUUUCAAUUUAUCUGCAAGGCUCCGGGGAGGGUCUGGUCUCCAGACUGGUGCUGCCAUUCACUGCUGGCGGUUUCAUUUACAUUGCAACUGUUUCAGUCAUUCCAGAAUUAUUAGAAGGGUCUAAUAAGUUAUCACAGUCAGUUAAAGAAAUAUUUGCUUUAUUAGUAGGUGUUUAUAUGAUGGUUUUAAUAGCACAAUAUGAGUGAUUAGGUAAAUAUUUUCUGUUGCAUUUUUAGUAGUAGCUAAUAAGUUUGGCCAUUAAUUGAAUCAAAAAAUAAAAAUUACAUCACAAAUAUUAUAAAAUUAUAGUUUUAUAAUUUGUCAAUACCUUUCCUAUUACUUGGACAUAGUUAAAUUGUCAUUAUAAAUCAUUUAGAAACUGGAUCCAUUGUAGUCAGCUAAUGGGUUCUUUUAAUGUUCUACUUGAGAAUAAAGUUUGUAGAAUGCUAUUUUUGUAAAAAAAAAUUGUAACACCUGCUGUUGAUUAGCUCAGUGUAAACUAUUUAAUGACACAUCCUCCAUGUAGGUAUUAUCAUUCCUAUAACUUUUUAUCACUUGUACAUAAACAUUAAUUUUAAAUGUUCCAUUCUUUCCAUUUGUCUUUAUAGUGUUUUAUGAUAUAAGUGCAAGGUGAUUAAUAGUGACUAUAUUUUAAUAUGUAGAACUAAGUUAACUAGUUACUAUCUGUGAGCAAUAAAUUCUGGCUAUCUUUGUGAUGGAACAAAUCAAAAUGUAGUAGCUUUCAAUAGGAGUAUAGGAGAGUAUUGUAUAAAAAUAAAGAAAUAUAAAUUUUCA
Molecule: messenger RNA, 1773 nt
Organism: Plutella xylostella (diamondback moth)
Lineage: Eukaryota; Metazoa; Arthropoda; Insecta; Lepidoptera; Plutellidae
Gene: Catsup
Product: zinc transporter catecholamines up
Biological process (GO): zinc ion transmembrane transport; intracellular zinc ion homeostasis
Cellular component (GO): membrane
Molecular function (GO): zinc ion transmembrane transporter activity
Source: RefSeq, a predicted model, not a curated record